Necator americanus (New World hookworm) is the source of this 246-nucleotide messenger RNA. RefSeq lists its product as uncharacterized. The record is from RefSeq and is a predicted model, not a curated record. The transcript has a single exon. The coding region runs from base 1 to 246 and encodes 81 amino acids. Lineage: Eukaryota; Metazoa; Nematoda; Chromadorea; Rhabditida; Ancylostomatidae.
AUGUGGGAUCGUAGAGGACUCAAACUUUGGAUCGUAAGUGCUCACGCACCUACGGAGGCCGCAGGGGACCACAACAAAGACGUAUUUUAUGAUGAAAUCAAUUCGUUGAUAUCCAAAAUACCAAGUCAGCAGGCGGUAAUUGUCGCAAUUAAUGCGAAUGCAAAGAUGGGACCUGAACAACAAUCCGAUGAGCUCGGAAAAUGGUAUUAUCGCGCAAAGCAAGCGCCGGACGACGGUAGUUCUUGA